Pomacea canaliculata is the source of this 5463-nucleotide messenger RNA. RefSeq names its product DNA damage-binding protein 1-like. Gene Ontology annotation, molecular function: protein binding; nucleic acid binding. Gene Ontology annotation, cellular component: site of double-strand break; nucleus. Lineage: Eukaryota; Metazoa; Mollusca; Gastropoda; Architaenioglossa; Ampullariidae. The record is from RefSeq and is a predicted model, not a curated record. The coding region runs from base 93 to 3545 and encodes 1150 amino acids. The transcript is spliced from 28 exons. Gene Ontology annotation, biological process: DNA repair; proteasome-mediated ubiquitin-dependent protein catabolic process.
GCCACGCAUGCGCCUAAUCCAAUUUGACAGAAGUUCCGGUGGAAGCGUUCGGCGAUUUAUUUCAAGAAGGAGUGUAUUUGAGAAGCAGCAGAAUGGCGUAUAAUUACGUCGUAACAGCUCACAAACCGACAGCAGUAAAUGCAUGUGUUACAGGAAAUUUCACAUCUCCUGAUGAUCUUAAUCUGAUCAUCGCAAAGAAUACUAGGAUGGAGAUUUACUCAGUAACACCAGAAGGGCUGCGUCCUGUGAAGGAAGUUGGAAUAUAUGGUCGCAUAGCAGUCAUGGAGCUGUUUCGUCCACAGGGGGAAAACAAAGACCUUCUCUUUGUCCUCACAGCACGCUACAAUGCCAUGAUUCUAGAAUAUCAACAAGAUGGGGAGACAACUGAGAUUAUUGCACGAGCUCAUGGCAAUGUUCAGGACCGUAUUGGCAGACCAUCAGAAACAGGCAUCAUUGGAAUAAUUGAUCCACAGUGUCGUGUCAUUGGACUUCGUCUCUAUGAUGGCCUGUUCAAAGUCAUCCCCCUAGAAAGAGAAAACAAAGAGCUGAAGGCUUUCAACAUCAGGCUGGAGGAGUUAAUGGUGAUUGACAUGCAGUUCCUUCAUGGCUGUGCCACACCCACAGUAGUUCUUGUACACCAGGACCAUCAUGGACGGCAUGUGAAGACUUAUGAGAUAUCUCUGAGGGACAAAGAAUUUCAGAAAGGACCAUGGAAACAAGAUAAUGUUGAAACAGAGGCUUGCAUGGUUAUAGGAGUCCCAGAACCCUAUGGAGGAGCUAUCAUCAUUGGCCAAGAGUCAGUAACUUAUCACAAGGGAGAGAACUACAUCCCGAUAGCCCCACCAGUGAUUAAGCAGAGUGCAUUGACAUGCUAUGGUCGAGUAGAUGCAAAUGGAUCACGCUACCUUUUGGGUGACAUGGCAGGUCGUCUGUUUAUGCUGUUGCUCGAGAGAGAGGAAAAGAUGGAUGGAUCUCAUGUCGUGAAAGAUCUUAAAGUGGAACUGUUAGGGGAGACAACAAUUGCUGAAUGCAUUACAUACCUGGACAAUGGUGUAGUAUUCAUUGGUUCCAGAUUUGGAGAUUCUCAGCUUGUAAAGUUGAAUGUAGAGCCAGAUGAAAAUGGGUCAUUUGUUCAAAUCAUGGAAACCUUUGUCAAUCUGGGUCCCAUCGUGGAUAUGUGUGUGGUUGAUCUGGAGCGCCAAGGGCAGGGACAGCUUGUGACAUGCUCCGGCGCUUACAAAGAAGGCUCACUUCGCAUUAUAAGAAAUGGAAUUGGCAUCCAUGAGCAUGCAAGUAUUGAUCUGCCAGGAAUUAAGGGUAUUUGGGCUUUAAAAAAGAACUCUGAAGUGUUUGACAACCUGCUUGUUAUGUCCUUUGUGGGGCAGUCUAGGGUCCUGAUGCUGAGUGGAGAAGAAGUGGAGGAGACAGAGCUGCCUGGUUUUGAUGGGGACAGUCAGACAUUUGUUUGCAUCAACAUCACCCCUGACCAGAUGCUUCAGAUAACUCAGCGAUCAGUGCGUCUAGUCAGUUUGACAGACCAGGGAUUGCUGUGUGAAUGGACAAUUCGCCCAGAAGGCCGUAACAUCAGUCUGGCCAGCUGCAACACUACACAGGCAGCCAUUGCUGCUGGGUCAGAGCUGCACUAUCUAGAGCUUGCUCCAGGCAAAAUCACACACGUUGGCCAUACAGUGAUGGAGCAUGAGAUUGCAUGUUUAGACAUAACCCCGCUGAAGGAGGGAGAAGGGCGUGCACAGUUGAUCGCUGUGGGCCUGUGGACAGAUAUUUCAGCCCGCAUCCUUAGAUUGCCAUCUUUUGAGAGUCUGCAUGUGGAAAUGCUUGGUGGCGAAAUCAUUCCACGAUCGAUACUGAUGUCAACAUUUGAGGGGCUUCACUACCUGUUGGUUGCUUUAGGAGAUGGAUCAUUGUUUUACUUUUCUCUCAACCCUGACACAGGUAUGCUAAGUGAGAAGAAGAAAGUUACUCUUGGAACACAGCCUACUGUGCUUCGACCUUUUCGCUCACUGUCCACAACAAACGUGUUUGCUUGUUCUGACCGACCCACUGUUGUCUAUUCCUCUAACCACAAGCUGGUGUUUUCUAAUGUCAACUUGCGGGAAGUCAAUCACAUGUGCCCUUUGAACUCGGAGGGUUAUCAGGACAGUUUGGCACUGGCAAAUGAUAGCACUCUUAUGAUCGGCACCAUUGAUGAGAUCCAAAAACUUCACAUAAGAACUAUUCCUCUUGGAGAAUCACCAAGGAGAAUAGCAUACCAAGAAGCUUCACAGACUUUUGGGGUAAUAUCUAUGAGAACAGACAUUUCUGAGAGUAGUGGUGGUUCAGGGGCAGGUCCCAUACGACCAAGUGCCAGCACACAGGCCCAGACAAUUAGCAGUAGCACUGGCAGCAGUGUAGCAAAGCCUCUUGGAAUUUCAUCGGCCAGUGGUGGUGACAUGAAUGACUUUGUCUGUGGGGAUGAGCAGGAAGUGCACUCGCUACUCGUCAUUGACCAGCAUACAUUUGAAGUUCUGCAUGCACAUCAGUUGAUGCCCAAUGAGUGUGCAACAAGCCUCAUCUCAGCUCGGCUUGGUGAUGACCCCAACACAUACUAUAUUGUGGGCACAGCGCUUGUACACCCAGAAGAGGCUGAGCCAAAGCAGGGACGGAUCAUUGUCUUCCAUUAUGCAGAAGGUAAAGUAACACAGGUGGGAGAAAAAGAAAUCAAGGGUGCAGCAUAUUCCAUGGCCGAGUUUAAUGGAAAGCUGCUUGCCAGCAUCAAUAGCAGUGUUCGACUGUUUGAGUGGACAGCAGAAAAGGAGCUUCGUCUGGAGUGUAGUAACUUCAACAGCAUCAUCGCUCUUUACAUCAAGACGAAAGGCGAUUUCGUUUUGGUUGGCGACUUAAUGCGCUCUUUGACUCUUCUGGCAUACAAACAACGUGAAGGAUGCUUUGAAGAGAUUGCUCGAGAUUGCAAUCCCAACUGGAUGACUUCGAUUGAAAUUCUGGAUGAUGACAACUUUUUAGGAGCUGAAAACUCCUUCAACCUCUUCACAUGCCAGAAAGACAGUGCUGCUCCCACUGACGAAGAACGAUCACAAAUGCAAGAGGUUGGACUGUUUCACUUAGGAGAAUUUGUCAACAUGUUUCGACAUGGGACGCUUGUGAUGCAGCAUGCAGGGGAGAGCACUACACCAGUCCAGAACACAGUGCUAUUCGGUACUGUUCAUGGAGCUGUGGGUCUAGUGGCACAGCUUCCUCAAGAAUUUUUUAUGUUUUUGUUGGAAGUUCAGAAUCGCCUCGCUCAAGUCAUCAAAAGUGUUGGCAAAAUUGAACACUCCUUCUGGAGGUCAUUCCACACAGAAAGGAAGACAGAGCCAGCACAGGGCUUCAUUGAUGGUGACUUGAUCGAGAGCUAUCUUGAUUUGUCACGUGACAAAAUGCAGGAGGUGGUGCAGGGACUGCAGAUUGAUGAUGGUAGUGGCAUGAAGAGAGAUGCAACUGUAGACGACCUUGUGAAAACUGUGGAGGAGUUGACACGGAUUCACUAGCAUCUUUCUGUAAAUUGCAUCAUGUAUGGAGUUCUGGUAUGGAGUUCAGCAUUCUGGUGUGAUAAGCACAGGAAAUAUGCCACUGCUUCUACAGACCCGUUUUCGCUGAACUUCUUGAUGAUUUUUUUAACAGUUCAUUUGCUCAUGCAUAUGUUUGACGAGUGUUUGGAUACCUGCUUUCGUGAGCAUGGGAUUUGGAUACCUGCUCUGUGACUGUAAGUGGACAGUAACAGUCUUACAGAGAUGGUGGCAGUUGUUCCUGGAGUGUUAUAGGAGAGUGUGACGUGUAACUUGACACAAUGAAAUAAUUGACUGGGCAGAUAUUUAAAACUUUUAAAAAUAUUUUUGGGAGCUAGAGGGUUGGUCGUAAGUUUACCAACCAGUUCAGAUUUAGCCUGUUGUCUGUGACUGCCCCACAGAAUGAGAAAUGAACACCUUGUGUGCAGAUUUACGUGUUCUGUUUAUAAAUUAAAAUAAAUCUUUAAAAGAGUUUUUCUGCUGUGUUUGAUGCUUCAUGAAAAAAACUGGCUUGCUAUUGGCUAUAGGUUUUCAGUCGGAGGGCUCAAUAGUCCCAAGAUAAGACAAUGAUGUUAGAGCAAACUUGUGUUAGAUGCACACAGCAUGGUUGUCUGUCAGACUGCAUGUUCAGAAUGAUGAAAUGUUCAGACAUUCAUGAACCUUUGUGGAUAUAAAGAUUCUGAGUGCUCUGAUACUGAAUCACUGAAUUGUUUAGGUAUUGAAGUAUGAACCAGACUAUUUCUAGACAAAAUAUUUGUGUAUGUGUGCAGGUAUGCCUGUAUCUGCAUGUUGGAAAGUUGUUUUGAAAGUGUGCAAAUUGUAAAGGAAGUUGAGAUUCAAAGUAGAGAAGCUUGGUGGAAUUUCUGUAUUAUCCCUGUUCAAGUGGCUGACAUAAAAAGUUAGUAAGUUCAAAAGUCUUUAAGCCUGUUCUAAAAAUUUUCACAGUAUCAUGCAAGCCAAAUGCUUGGUGCUUGAGUUAUUGGUAUUCCGUAGUGGCAUUUCUUAAAAUAUUUUAUAUACUUAUGUAUCUAAUAUUUCCACCUCCUCCCUUUACUGUUUCUUUUAAUAUUAGACUGCUUAGUGUUCUACAGUAUGUAGGCCAUAAUUUAUUACUAGUUCGGGUCAAAUGGGAAGGACAAAUGUUCACACAACUUGUAAGUGUCCAUUCAUUGGUCACAAAGUCUCAUGCAUGUAAAUAAGCAAUAAUUAUUACACACGACCCUGUCAGAAUUUUCCGUGAAUCAAGAACAAUCUGGUGGCACACCAGUUAACGCCUGUUAUCAGUUUGGUGAUGCUAUCAUUGGUUCAGAUCUCGUCUUGGGCACACUGUUCUUUCUUUGCAUGUGGCACCUGUUUAUAGGUUCAGAUACUUUCUGUGAUGUAGAAUUAGUUGCUGCCUUUGUAUAAAACACCAAUUUCCCCCUCCCCUCAUUGAAAUCAAACUUUCAGUGACAACACAUCAACAAACAAGUUAGUAUUUUUUUUUCCUCUUUCAGCUCCACUCUUUGAAGGUCCCAUCACCUUUUUGAAAUUAGAUUAAAACUUUCAUAUCAAAAGUGAGUUAUCUGGAAUGGAUUUUUGCAUCAAAGCUUGUUGAAUCGGACUUUCGUGUCUAAGCGAAAUACCGUAAAAGAGCUUUUUGCAUUGUCUUGUGCCUUUGUACAUGAUGCUAUUUAAGUUCUGCAUACCUACAUAUCAGAACAUUUAAAUUUUUGACACAUCUCAUCACGUCAGAGGUGUGUGUGUGUGUGCAUGCCUGUGUAUGUUGCAAGAUUAGACAGUUAUUUGUUUAUAGAUGUUGGUUUUUCUGUAUCUGAAAAAGUGCCAGGUAGUUGUGUUAAACAGGUAUUUUAUGGAACAAUGGCAUUCAUUCAGGAAAAAAAAGUCAUUUAAGAUAUGC